CGCCACUGGUUGGGGCAUUGAAAAAAAUUGGAGAAAGAAAGCUUUCUCAUAUUGAUGAUGGAUUUGAACUGUCAGCCAUUCGCGUAUAGGGGAGGAAACACUGGAGGAAUUAAGCGCUACAGGUUGAGUGAGGAGAUUGGGAAUUGGGCGAGUGCGGAUGAUUUUAAUUGCCCAAUUGGUGUCGGUAGCCAGAGAAUGAGAGGGUUGAGAAAGGUUUAUGUCGCCAAAUUGAAGGCAGUUAAAGUGAAGGCAGUCGGUUUUCUUGAGCUGCUUAGUGUUUCUGUUCAUAUAUGAUACUGAUAUUUGGUGGACAUAAUUCAUGUUUUUGGCUUCAUUUUCUUGGAAUGGAAAUAGUAAUGCAAACAGUCAUCUUUUCUUGUCAUUUGUGUUGUGUUGUUAUUUCUUAGCUCUUUAAUGAGUGCGUCUAUGUAUGUCUAAUGUUUUUGAUUAGAUGAUGUGCGUGGGUGAUCAUAUGCCUUACUAAACCCCUGCUGAAUUGAAAAUGGAAUAAUGGUUUCGUGAUUUUUUUUUUUUUUUUUUGGUUAUAUGAUGACCCAUUCUUUAUGGUUCUACUUUCAAUAAUCUUGUUUAUGUGGGCAUCACUAUCUUGCUUAUAAUAUUUCAUGAUUGAAAAUUAUUGCCAUAAACUAUGGGCCAUCUUAAAGAAGUUAAGGAUAUUAUGGAUAUCUGCUUAGGUACUAGAAUUAAGAAGAAUCCUGCAGUACUAUUUUUGCAUUUAAAGCCACAACCUAUUAUAUGAUGUUUAAAACUUUUGUUUAUUGAUCUUUAAUUGAGUGCAUUGUUUUUGUUUUCCUAAUAUUUGGAAGCCUUUCCUACCCUUUUCUUUCCUUUUGAUUUGAUGAAGUCGCUUCUUACAAUGAAAUAUAAUAUCUGAGAAUGUUUUAGGCAGAAGUCAUAGGUAAAAUGGACAUUGCUUGAGGAAGUGAUAAUUGAUAAAAGAGAUGACGACAUUCUCUCUCUUCAUUUUUGUUUGGAAUUUUUGAAUCAAACCGACAUAUCAGAUUGACCUCUUUGGCUACUGAAAUGUUUCAUGUAACUUAUGUCUAAAUAUUAAGGUUUCUUUCACCAUCUUUUGUGGAAUUUCAUGGACUAUUCAUAAACUUAAAGAUUAAAGUAAUUGAUAGAUU
Messenger RNA from Rubroshorea leprosula, 1148 nucleotides. The record is from the annotation of a GenBank genome assembly. NCBI's taxonomy places the organism in Eukaryota, Viridiplantae, Streptophyta, Magnoliopsida, Malvales, Dipterocarpaceae.